ACAUCCAGUUUGUCGGCUCAAUUCCUCAACAUUAGCCUAUACCAAUAUGUCUCUUAUCCCGAGCACCAUAUUGCGGCUCUCGCGAUCCAACACAAUUAAACCUCAGCCUUUCUCCGUCGGCAAAUUACCAAGAUGCACCCACCAUGCCUUGAUGUGGCAUGCCGUCCAUCAACGACGCUUUGUAGAAUCUAAAACCUCGCCGCAAAAGCCGGCACCCAACACCACAGUCUCACAGCAUUCAACAACAACGCCGCCACCGCCGAUAACAACAGCGAAGACGACCAAGAUAGACCAAAUCCGCGAAGACAUCUAUACUCUCCCAAAUAUUUUGACUUUUAGCCGAAUACUUGCUGCUCCUGCAAUUGGUUACUUAGUUUUGCAUGACUCGCACGCUUGGGCCACAGGGUUGUUAGCCUAUGCCGGCAUCACUGACCUGCUCGACGGAUGGAUUGCGCGGAAAUGGAAUAAGCAGACAGUCGUCGGCACCGUCAUUGACCCCAUGGCGGACAAGGCCCUUAUGACGAUACUCACAGUGUGUCUAGCGGUAAAGGGUGCCUUGCCAAUCUGGCUCGCUACUGUGAUCUUGGGAAGAGAUGUUGGCCUGGGUAUAUCAGCCAUUUACUAUAGAUGGAUAUCGCUGCCUGCGCCGAAGACCUUUAAGCGAUACUGGGACUUCUCGCUUCCUUCUGCCGAGGUCCGCCCUACCACGAUUAGCAAGUACAACACCUUUCUCCAGCUUGCCCUGGUGGGCAUCACAACUGCCGCGCCUCUUGUUGCAGUAGACUUGUCUCAGAGCUUGUCAAUUCUUCAAAUGAUUGUCGCAGCUACGACCAUUUGGAGCGGCGCCAGCUAUAUUUAUACAAAGGACGCUGUCAAGAUUUUGCAUCCGCCAAAGCAAGUACCAAAGUCCAUUACCAAGGAUAAAUCGCAGUAAUUAUUUGCUGUGAUUUGGUAUUAAAAACAAAGACUCCAUGAGUGUUGGGGUUGUAUUAUGUAAAUUCUUAUUGUACAAUCUAUUUUCAAAUAGUUCUGUUCGUAUCUUCUAUCCCUUCUUGUUGGUAUCCAUCGCUGGCGUAUUCAAAGAGGACCUUGUUAGGCAUCUUGGUAUUGCUCCAUAGGCGAGGUCGUAGUCCUGCGAAGAUGCGCGAGGAGUCUUAAACUUCCAGCAGGUGUUACCCCUUCAAUACGUCGUGCUUGCGCCAAUGUUUCCGGUCGCGCUACCUUCAAGACUUCCUUUUCUGAUAUUGCUAGUCCUCCGAUACCGUCAUAGUUAAUGUCCAUAGGAAUUUUGAUUCUUUCGUCGUGCAUGAAUCGGCCGCGCUCGGCAGCUUGCAUUUCGAUAUAAGGGGCAUACGCGGCUUCAAUAACAACCCUCUGUCGGAUGCGCUCUGAAUACUCCAAGAUUUUAGGAACUACCUGGCUCAGCCUGUCCAUCUGCUCGCCGCCACCAUUGUGCGAUAAACGUAGGAUGUCGAUGCCGCUGCGACGACGAGAGUUGCGUUUGAGAUCGAAUCCAUUUGCCGCCCAUUUCUCGGGCGUCAGCGAAACUGCAUUGAGAGUUCUAGUCAAGGCAGCAAUUUGGUCCCUCUCAUUGGUAAAGGCCUCCCAUCGCCUAUCAGAAACAGCUCCCCAUAAUUUGCCCUUCUCAGUCAAACGUAAAUCCGCAUUAUCAGCACGAGUCGACAUGCGAAAUUCACUACGAGAAGUAAACAUGCGAUAGGGUUCUGUGACGCCCUUGGUGAUGAGAUCAUCAACCAUGAUGCCAAUAUAUCCAUCCGACCUUGUCAAAGAUGCUGGUUCAAGAUUAAGCGCUGCUCUUCCGGCAUUUAUCCCUGCAAUAACGCCUUGACCAGCAGCUUCUUCAUAUCCUGUUGUUCCAUUUAUCUGGCCAGCGAGAUAUAAGCCCUCAAUAGCUUUGGUUUCCAAAGUUGAUCGCAACCCGCGAGGGUCGACAUAAUCGUAUUCAACGCCAUAUCCAGGUUGUAACAUUUCGACCCUCUCAAGCCCCUUGAUUGACCGCAACGCCUGCUCUUGUGCUUCUGGUGGAAUCGUCAUGGAUAAGCCAUUGGGGUAUAUAACAUCGUUAUCAAAGCCUUCCGGCUCGAGCCAAACUAUGUGUCGAUUUUUUUCCGCAAAUCUAAUGACCUUAGAUUCCAGUGAUGGACAAUAUCUCGGUCCUUUAAUAGUUUCUCGUAUAUGUAUCGUCUUGUCUAAAUUGUCUCGAACAAUAUCGUGUGUUGCUUCAUUCGUAUAAGUGAUUCCACAUGUCAGUUGUUCUUUGACAGUGACAGCAUCAUUAAGGUAGCUGAAAGGGUUCGGUCUUUCAUCUCCUAGUUGUUCCUCUAGAACAUCAAAAUCGAUAGAGGAUUUGGCAAGUCGCGGAGGUGUGCCAGUCUUGAGUCGGCCAAGCUGAAAGCCGGCAUCUCGCAAGGACUUGGUCAAACCAAAUGUCGCAGCCUCACCCAUCCUGCCAGCAGGAUAGCAUUGGAGUCCAAUAUGAAUUUCUCCUCCCAAAAAGGUUCCGGUUGUAAUAAUGACGUGAUUAGCUGAGAUAGUCUGACCAGAUUCCAAUUGCACACCGGAUAUCUUUGGUCGGCUGUCCUGGUGCGAAAUGACGAUGUCGGAUACACUGUCAAGGACGAUCGACAAAUUCGGGUAUGAUUCAAGCUCGUGUCUCAUAUGUUGUUGAUACAAGCGUCGGUCGAUCUGCGCACGAGGGCCCUGUUGAAGACGAUGUCAGUUUGCAUGUAGGACAAAGAACCACAUAGGUACAUACCCAAACUGCAGGUCCUUUCCUGCUAUUAAGCAUAUGGAAUUGUACGCCAGCUUUGUCUAUUAUUCGACCUGUCAACCCGUCGAGCGCAUCUAUCUCUCGAAUGAUGGUGCCUUUGCCGAUCCCCCCAAAGCUAGGGUUGCAUGAACAUGUUCCCAGGUUCUCAAUUUUGGGCGUAACUAGAGCAGUUCUUGCG
Molecule: messenger RNA, 2969 nt
Organism: [Torrubiella] hemipterigena
Lineage: Eukaryota; Fungi; Ascomycota; Sordariomycetes; Hypocreales; Clavicipitaceae
Source: the annotation of a GenBank genome assembly